Molecule: messenger RNA, 918 nt
Organism: Orbicella faveolata
Lineage: Eukaryota; Metazoa; Cnidaria; Anthozoa; Scleractinia; Merulinidae
Biological process (GO): signal transduction
Molecular function (GO): protein binding
Source: RefSeq, a predicted model, not a curated record
CAAUAAAAGGUUACUACAUUCUUAGACGGGAGCUAAAUAAGAUAGCGAUUGCGUUUCCUUUGAUGGUUCGAUUGAUUUUGGUGAUCUCAAUAAAAAACACUGAUUGUUAGGUUAAUUAACUUGAAUCAUUAAUUCGCCAAAUUGAGCCUUCGAAAAAUAGUAACCUUACAUAAUAAGCCUGCUGCAACUCUUUUAGUUUGUACUGGGCUGACAGAGCACUCGAGGGGAUCCCGAGGGAAACCGAAUGGCAACGAACCCACGCGAAUAGAUCCGUUGCCGACUUUUUUUCGAGAUAAAAACGUUUAUUCAUUUAUUUUAUUUUUUAUUGUAAACACGAGAUAAACACGGUUACAUUUGCGAUAGCCCUGUUUUCAAAUAGAGAACAUUUUUUAGGCGUUCCGUUUUAUUUUCCUGUUUGAAAAGCUGAGUUGUUCCAUCGAACCUUUUUAGCUGCAUAACGGUAGCUUUCAUUAAUGCUACUGUUGUGUUACAGAUCAGGAUCCAAUCCAAAUGGGCCUGGACCCGAGUCAUCAGCUGACGGAGAAAGACAUCCACGAUUACCAGCUGCCAGAAAAGAUUGGAGGCAAGUGGAGAGACCUGGCACGAGCCUUAGACUACAGCCAAGCCAACAUUAAUAGGAUCCAAAAGGAUCAAGGCGGCUCUACCAAGGAGUGCUGUAUCGAAGUCCUCGUUUGCUGGAGGGGUCGGGAGGGACGGAACGCUACCGUCGAAAAAUUAGCUGGGGCUUUAGUAAAAGCAGAGUUGAAGAACGUGGCCGAUGAAUUGAUGUGUAUGGAUACCACCCAAAAUGACAGAUUUAACAUGACUAUAAGUCAAAUGCAGACAAACUGUAAUUGCAAACAUUUAGAGGUUCUAAAGGAAGAGGUAAUCAAAUUAUUCUAAAUUGGAACAUGAUUA